AUGCUCGACGUGAACGAUUUCAUUGCCGAGCGCGGCGGCAACCCUGAAGCGAUUAGGGAGAGCCAACGGAAGCGCUUCGCCUCUGUCGAAGUUGUCGACGAAGUCAUUGCCAUGUUCGAGGACCACCGUAGGACUGCGUACUCGGCCACCCAGCUCAAUGCUAGAAUCAACGAGGUCCAGAAACAAAUUGGCCCCAAGAAGAAGGCCAAAGAGGACGUCACGGAUCUCUUGAAGCGAAAAGCCGACCUGGAGAAGGAGAAGAAGGACCUUCUUGCCUUGGCUCUUGAGAAGGAGGCCCUUCUGAAGGUCAAGGUUAAAACUAUCGGCAAUCUUGUCCACGCCUCGGUUCCUGUCUCAAACAAUGAGGACAACAACACCGUCGAGCGGACCUGGACCCCCGAGGGCGUCGCGUUUGAGAAGAAGAACGUCCUUUCUCAUCAUGAGGUGCUCGCUAGACUGGAUGGCUACGACCCGGAGAGAGGUGUUAAGGUCGUGGGUCACCGAGGAUAUUUCCUGCGUGGCUGGGGCGUGUUUCUUAACCAGGCUUUGAUCAACUACGGCCUCGAGUUCCUAUCUCAGAGAGAAUACAUACCACUCCAGACGCCACAGCUCAUGCUUAGAGAGCAAAUGGCGAAGACCGCCCAGCUCUCCCAAUUCGAUGAGGAGCUGUACAAGGUCACUGGUGACCAGGCGGACAAAUAUCUUAUUGCGACCUCCGAACAACCAAUUAGCGCCUUCCACAGCGACGAGUGGCUUCAGCCUCGCGACUUGCCCCUUAAGUAUGCUGGAUACUCGACAUGCUUCCGUAAGGAGGCUGGAGCGCACGGGAGAGAUGUAUGGGGCAUUUUUCGUGUCCACGAAUUUACCAAGGUCGAGCAAUUCUGCCUCACCGAACCCGAGAAGUCCUGGGAGAUGUUUGAGAAGAUGAUCUCAACCUCGGAAGACUUUUACAAGUCCCUCAAUAUCCCCUUCCGCGUGGUUGCCAUCGUCUCGGGAGCUCUCACUGCUAAGAAGCUUGAUCUCGAGGCUUGGUUCCCACACCAAGGAGAAUUCAAGGAACUCGUGAGCUGCUCCAACUGCACUGAUUACCAGAGCCGAGAUCUCGAUAUUAGAUACGGCGUCAGAAAGCAGACAGAUGUAAAGAAGACAUAUGUCCAUGCCCUCAACUCCACCCUCACCGCCACGACAAGAACACUCUGUGCCAUCCUGGAGAAUUUCCAGACGGAAGAGGGCCUCAAUGUUCCGGAGCCGCUGCGGAAGUACCUUCCUGGGGCCCCCGAAUUCGUCCCCUUUCCCCAGGCCCCUAAAAAGGAGGUGACCAAGGAUAUCCCCGUUCGUUAA
Messenger RNA from Lasiosphaeria miniovina, 1341 nucleotides. RefSeq lists its product as uncharacterized. The coding region runs from base 1 to 1341 and encodes 446 amino acids. Gene Ontology annotation, molecular function: ATP binding; tRNA binding; serine-tRNA ligase activity. Gene Ontology annotation, cellular component: cytosol. Gene Ontology annotation, biological process: seryl-tRNA aminoacylation. Lineage: Eukaryota; Fungi; Ascomycota; Sordariomycetes; Sordariales; Lasiosphaeriaceae. The record is from RefSeq and is a predicted model, not a curated record. The transcript has 21 exons.